AUGAAUCCAUCGGAUCAACUACGUAUCGUUCUAAUAGGUAGAACAGGCAAUGGCAAAAGUGCUACUGGAAAUACAUUAUUACUAUCUCGAAAUGCUUUUCAUUCUUUACAGUCAGCGCGAUCAGUUACUACAGAUUGUGUGGCACACACUGUUCAACGAACAGAUGAUUCUGGAAGAGCUAAGUCAAUUCUUGUGGUCGACACACCGGGAUUUUUUGACACUGAUACCAAUAUUACUAAUGAGAUAGUCGAGAGAAAGAUCGAUUCACAAAUAUUUGAAAUGACAUCACCCGGUGUUCAUGCCUUUUUGAUCGUACUUCGUAUUGGCCGAUUCUCUCCUGAAGAAAGAAACACUGUCGAUUUUAUUCGAACUAUUUUUGGUCCAAAUGCUGCUAACUAUUGCAUUGUCGUCUUCACUCAUGAAGAUCAAUUAGAAGGACAACCCCUAGAUGAUUUUAUUGCGUCAUCGUCAGCGUUGCAAGAGCUGGUCAAUAUCUGUGGAAAUCGUAAAUUCGCUAUUAAUAAUAGAUUGCUUGGUGAACCUUCGGAAAGAAAAACUCAACAUCUAUUGGGAAUGAUUCAAAGAAUGGUCAAUGUCAACAAUGGAACUUGUUAUACCAAUGCAGAAUAUGAGCGCAUUGAACAAAAGAGACGGAAAGAAGAAGCAGAACGUAAAGAAAGAGAACGCAAGCAAAAAGAGGAAUAUGAAACAAGUUGA
Messenger RNA from Rotaria socialis, 717 nucleotides. Lineage: Eukaryota; Metazoa; Rotifera; Eurotatoria; Philodinida; Philodinidae. The record is from the annotation of a GenBank genome assembly.